This is a messenger RNA of Prorocentrum cordatum, 627 nucleotides long. NCBI's taxonomy places the organism in Eukaryota, Dinophyceae, Prorocentrales, Prorocentraceae. The record is from the annotation of a GenBank genome assembly.
AUGUCCGGCACGCGCCUUUGGCGCCCCACGUACCAGGGCCGCAUCAGGUCGUACAGCCAGCAGAAGGGCUUCGGCUUCAUCGACUGCCAGGAGUCCCUGCGGGCCUUUGGCAGGGACGUCUUCAUCCACAGGUUCCAGAUGGAGGAGGCCAAGCUCACCAUCGCCCAGGAGGUUGUGUUCGAGGUCGAGCUGAACAAGACGGGCUGCCCGCAGGCGCGCAACGUGAGGCCGGCCUCCAUCAAGGAUCAUGGCGACAUGAGUGGCAUGGGCGGCUGGGGAGGCAUGGGCAUGGGCGGCAUGGGCAUGGGUCACUCCAUGGGCUACGGAGGCCAGCAGGGCAUGUGCUCUGGCAUGGGAGCCAUGGGCGGCAAGGGUGCCCUCGGCGGCGACUGGGGCAAGGACAGCUCCGGGGGCUGCGGCCAGGGCAAUGGGCAGCCGGACACGGUGGAGGAAAUGCUCCGCAAUGCCCAGGGCAGCUCGCGCUUGUGGGAGAUUAUCGAGACGCACGGUCAUACCUUCCAGAAGGGGCACGUCGUGACCGCGCUGUACCAGAUGGGCCUGUGCCGCAACUACGAGCGGCGAAACCCCCAGUCGAACCUCAGCGCCACCCUCGCGGAGAGUGCCUGA